Messenger RNA from Mucor mucedo, 1294 nucleotides. RefSeq lists its product as uncharacterized. The coding region runs from base 193 to 996 and encodes 267 amino acids. Gene Ontology annotation, cellular component: cyclin-dependent protein kinase holoenzyme complex; nucleus. The record is from RefSeq and is a predicted model, not a curated record. Lineage: Eukaryota; Fungi; Mucoromycota; Mucoromycetes; Mucorales; Mucoraceae. Gene Ontology annotation, biological process: regulation of cyclin-dependent protein serine/threonine kinase activity. Gene Ontology annotation, molecular function: cyclin-dependent protein serine/threonine kinase regulator activity; protein kinase binding. The transcript has 3 exons.
UCUCCUGCUGGGGUUGGGCGGGACCUUAUUAGGAGAUUAAUAUAUAUUUUAUUACACCAGAUGCCGGUGUGUUCCUUUUUGAUUCUCCUUAUGCGCAACAAAUAAACUUAAUGUCAAACAGAUUUCUUUUUCUUUUUAUUUCUCUUUCUUCUUGAUAGAUAUUUCUUUUCUUUACAUUUUUACAUUUAUACAAUGAUUGCCACUACUACAUUUAAAACCGGCAUAGAAUUAUCAGAGUUAUGUUGCUCUAUCGUUCAAACACUUUGUGGAGGAAACAUAACCUGGGAUAUGGAUAGACAAUUAAAUUUCUCGAUAUUCUGUAAUCGACUCUUGUUACAGAUAGACAUCCCACCACCCGUUGUAUAUACAAGUUUAAAAUACUUUCAAUAUAUCUUGGCAAAUAGCGUAAAUGAAUAUAAUAUAAUCGAUUUAUCGGACAUUGCACAUGAAUAUUCUCUUUUUACUGUAUCACUAUUAUUGGCGUACAAAUUUCUUGAAGACAACCCACCUUAUAUGAGUCAAUGGUCCUAUGUAUCCAUGAUCCCAAUUAAAGAAUUAAUUUCAUUAGAAUCCAAAGUUUUGAACUUAUUAGGAUUCUCACUGAAUAUCUCUACAGAAACAUUUUUCGAAUGGACCGAACAAUGCAACACAUUAUAUGAUAUGCCUUAUAUAUCAUUAGAUCAACUCAACAUGUUCGAUUUACAUAUGACACACACAACUCUUGGAUACGUAACUUUAUUACCGGUUUUAUUAGACGAUAUUUAUGUCGUGGGACCAUCCUUAUCAUCCUCAUCAUCACAGAAUACAUCUCCCAUUUUAACUUCAGAUUACUACUGGGUUGAACCAACAAUCGAAUACUAUCCUGCACAGCCACUAUGUAAUCCGCUAGAUGACUUCUUACUCAGCAAUGGUUACCAGCCAACCGAAGAGUACUACGCACCGUCAUGGCAGCAAACUCAAAUCGAUAGUUUGUGGUACUUACCACAAACAAUAUAAUAAAAAAAGUCAUUCCACCUCUCCCCCCCUCCCUCUUCUUCUCCCCCACCCCUUUUUUUGUAUAUCAUUUCACAAACACAAACACAUACACACAUCAUAAUCAUCAUGCAUACAAAACCUUGUUUAUAUAUAUAUAUAAAAAGAGUACCCUUAUCCAAGCAAUGCGUUUAGAAAGGGACACUCAUUUAUCAUGCCUUUAUUUAUCAUUUAUUAAUUUUCUUCAUGUCUCUAUUUGGUGUUGGGGGUGACAUUGUCCAAACAAUGGGUCUUAAAACGGGGUUUGCUCUUAAUUAGAGCG